ACACACAUUUCUGAAAUAAAAAUCCUUGGAUUUGGAGACCUUCAAGAUGUUAAGUAUUUUAUUUUCUUUUUAUUCUUAGUCAUCUAUCUGAUGACCAUAACUGGAAAUAUCAUCAUCAUCUUAUUGGUCUCAACUAAUUAUCGUCUCCAAUCACCAAUGUACUUUUUCCUCGGUAACUUGUCUUUCUCAGAUGUCCUGCUAACAUCAAAUAUUGUCCCCAGUAUGCUCAAUGUAACGUUAAUGGGGGGUAGCACUGUGUCCCUUAGAAACUGUAUCACUCAGUAUUUAGUGUAUGGUGGCUCAGCGUGCAUGGAGUGUCUUCUGCUCACCGUUAUGUCUUAUGACCGCUAUCUGGCUAUAUGUAAUCCCCUUCACUACACCACAAUUAUGGACCUGAAACGUUGUUUAUAUCUGGUUGUAUUUUCCUGGUUACUGGGAUUUACUGCAACACUCAUCCCUGUAUUUAUCAUGCAAACCUUGUGGUUCUGUGGCCCCAAUGUGAUUGACCAUUUUUUCUGUGAUUUUGACCCCCUCUUGCAAUUGUCUUGCUCUGAUGUAUCUGUAGCAAAGUACAUGGUGUUUGCACUAUCCAGCCUUGUGACAGUUAUACCAUUCUUGUUCAUCAUUGCCACAUAUGUCUGUAUUUUUUUGAACAUUUUGAGGAUCACUUCAGUCAGCGGGAGACAGAAGACCUUCUCCACUUGUAGUUCCCACCUUGCAGUUGUAUGUUCCUAUUAUGGGUCACUGUUUGCCAUGUAUGUGGUGCCUUCGAGACAGCAAUCUUUGACGAUGAACAAGGUGGUUUCGCUGAUGUGCACCGUGGUCACUCCAUUAUUGAACCCCAUAAUAUACAGCUUGAGGAACCAAGAGAUCAAGUCAGCCAUACAGAAAUAUAUAUAUUACUCGCACAGAUUUUUUUUCGGCUGGAUGCUUUUUCCCAAAGUCUUUGCAGAGAUCAGUUAA
Messenger RNA from Nanorana parkeri, 963 nucleotides. RefSeq names its product olfactory receptor 11L1-like. The record is from RefSeq and is a predicted model, not a curated record. Gene Ontology annotation, molecular function: G protein-coupled receptor activity; olfactory receptor activity. The transcript has 3 exons. Bases 91 to 963 code for a protein of 290 amino acids. Gene Ontology annotation, biological process: G protein-coupled receptor signaling pathway. Gene Ontology annotation, cellular component: membrane. NCBI's taxonomy places the organism in Eukaryota, Metazoa, Chordata, Amphibia, Anura, Dicroglossidae.